AUGUCAAGCCUCCCAAACGGCCUCUCCCACCGCCCAGACCACGAUCACACCGUCGUCGAAUCCACCACCUUGUCCCUUCAGAAUGCCACGACCGAGUCUGACAUCCGCGAUGCGCUCGCCGCCCUGCACGCCCGCGAGACCUCUAUAACGUCCCGUCUCGAUGCUCUCGUCGCUUCCCAAGCUGACCUCUCCCGCGACCUCGGUCGGCUAGACCUCCUGCGGGCAGGACUCGGUGCGCAGGUCAUCGCCGCACGAUCCAUCGGAAAUGACAUGCUGGCAACUGCGGCGGACACAGCAGGCCGACUGAGUGAUAAAGUCAAAGAGUUGGACCUGGAGAAGAGCAGAGUCGAGGAGACGCUUGGCGUGGUGGAACAGGUUGCAGAGCUCAAGGCAUGCGUCAACGGAGUGGUUGGCUCCAUGGGUGCUCCCCAGGACUGGGAGGCUGCUGCUGGAUACCUGUCGAGAGCGAGCAAGGUGCCAGAUGAGAUCGUCAAGGGGCCAUUUGCUGUCAGCAUAGUACCGAGCGUCGAGGUGCCCGACCCGCCGUGGGUGACCCUGGAGGAUGCCAAGGAGAGUCUGUGUGGUCUCUUCCUACGAGAGUUCGAGAAGGCGGCAGAGGAGAGCGACGGAACCAAGGUCACACGAUUCUUCAAGCUCUUCCCACUGAUAGGUCGAGCCGACGUUGGUCUGGAUGUCUAUGGACGAUACGUGUGUCAAGGUGUCGCCGGCACAGCUCGGGCUACGCUCAAGGAUGUCAUGGGUAGCCAGCGCAAGGAAGGAUUCUUCUACGCCAACGCCCUGACGAAACUCUUUGAGCACAUUGCGCAGAUUGUCGAAGGCCACGGAGGGCUCGUGGAACGUCACUAUGGCUCUGGAAAGAUGGUCCGAGUUAUUGAGCGCCUGCAGAUGGAAGCCGACGUCCAAGGAGGCAUCAUUGUCGACACAUGGAGCGACGAGAGAGGAAUUGACAGGAAACUCACAGAUGUUAGGAGCUAUCCUUUCUCGUUCCUUGUUCAAAGCUUCCUACCUCAGCCACCGCGAGGUGGUACGCCGAGGGUGAACUCGCCGGCGAUUGGGGUGGGCAACAACCCCAGAGAGAGCGAAGACGAGGGCGUCAACAUGAAGGAAGUUGACGGCCUACUAAGUGAAAUUGCUGUGAUGCUUGGUCGCUGGUCAUUAUACACCAGGUUCCUUGCUGGCAAAUGCAAGGACCCAAACACAGCAGACGAUGCGCCGCUCGUCAUACCUGAUGUUUUGAUCAAGUCAAAUCUGUAUCGAAAAGUCUCGACAAAGCUCACGUCGCCAUACAAUGUCAUGACUACCUUUUUCUUCCGCCGAUCCGUGGAAAAGGCAUUUCAACUGGAUGAAUACCCUAUCGGUCUAUCCUUGAGCUUGAACAGACACAUUGACGGCAACGCUCCCUACAUCAUCCUGGCGGUCGACGAUGUCAUGUACAUCGUAAACGCUGUUAUCCAGAAAUCCAUCUCAACAUCACAAAGAGACGUCAUAGCCUCGGUGGUACCAACUAUCGGGCGAGUCCUCGGUUCUGACUUUGUUGGCAUGAUUCAGCGCAAGAUGCGAGAUGAAUCUUACCCCAAGCCAGUGGUUCAAGGAGGAUUCCCACCCGAGGAGAAGAUUAUUCACUUUAUUGUUCUCAUCAACAGUCUGGACAUGGCCAACGAGUAUCUUACACGCAUUAUCACCGGCCGGAUAGGUGAUUCUGGUCAAAUACCGAAUGGUGAUGUCCAGAACGGGCCACUCAAGGACUCAUUCCCCUUUGAGAGGGACGUUACAUUCGUCGCCAAUGCUUUGCACACGCUUCAAACAUCCUUCAUCGGAAAGACGACCGAGCUUCUUAACGAGGGCAUCCAGGUGCUCUUCAACCAAGUUGUCAAGCUCAGGUUACGCCCUGUGUUGACUGAUACGUUCCGUGACGCGGACUACACGCUGUCCGAAGACGACCUUGCCGAAAUAGCCCAGCAGAACGACGAGGAUGAGGACGAGCUCAUUGAACAAGUACCCCGGCGCUUCGAACAUGGCUGGGACCUGCUCAUGAAGCCUAUUGCAAGGCUGAUGACACCUGGAACAUACAGCCAGCUCCUGGACAUCACAGCACGUUACCUAUCAAAGAUAUGGGAGAAGAAGGUUCUCGGUUAUGCAGGACGUACCAACGCCCUGGGUGCGAUCCGCAUUGAGCGCGACUUUAUCGCCUUGGUGGAUGUCGUUUCUAGAGGGGACUACGCUGUGAGAGAGGUGUUUUCCAAGGUGCUGCAGCUUCUCAUGGUUGCAAACAUGGAAGACGAAGAGUGGGAUGAGAUUAUGGCGCAGGAUGGAGAAGACGAUGGCAUUGACUGGGUUCUGACUGACGAGGAGAGAAGGAGGGCGAGGAGUUUGGUCAGGGGGUGA
Fusarium vanettenii 77-13-4 is the source of this 2406-nucleotide messenger RNA. RefSeq lists its product as uncharacterized. The transcript has 2 exons. The record is from RefSeq and is a predicted model, not a curated record. NCBI's taxonomy places the organism in Eukaryota, Fungi, Ascomycota, Sordariomycetes, Hypocreales, Nectriaceae. The coding region runs from base 1 to 2406 and encodes 801 amino acids.